CUCGCACUCCGCUCCGCCGUGCUCUCCCCCGGCUGGCUCCCGCAGCCGCCUCCUCCCCCGCCCGUCCGCCCGCUCCGGAGCGCCCUACCGUUACCUGCCGCCCGCCCGCGCUCCCCCCCAAGCUCAGGGCCUCUUGAGGGAAGGAUGAGGAGUUGGUGAAAACUCCAGGUAGAAGAUAAAUUAAGGAAUCAGAAGAAACUGGAGUAUACCACAAAGAAAACAAGCAAGUGUCCCGGAGCAGAGUCUAGAGUACAAGUGCUGGUAUGAAAACGCCUAGUCCAGAAAAGGAGCAGGAGUUAUGAAUGAUGUCCCUGUGAGAGGUCUGGAAUGUCCAUCAAAUGCCUGGAGAGGUGCAGUUGCACAGAGCAGCUCCUGUGAACCACAUCACCUCCAGCUGUCAAACUCACGCCUCUGGCCUAAAGCGUUCAGCCAGCAUCGCCUGCCCCACGAAUGGCUACCCAGAGGAAGCACUUGGUGAAAGAUUUCAAUCCUCAUAUCACCUGUUACAUCUGUAAAGGAUAUCUUAUCAAGCCAACCACAGUAACUGAAUGUCUCCAUACCUUUUGUAAGACAUGUAUUGUUCAGCACUUCGAAGACAGCAAUGAUUGCCCCAGGUGUGGCAAUCAGGUGCAUGAGACCAAUCCAUUAGAAAUGUUAAGGUUGGAUAACACAUUAGAGGAAAUUAUAUUUAAGCUGGUGCCUGGACUUCGAGAACAGGAACUUCAGCGUGAGAUCGAAUUUUGGAAGAAAAACAAACCUCAAGAAAAUGGACAAGAUGAAAGUUCAAAAGCUGACAAGCCCAAAGUAGAUGAAGAGGGUGAUGAAAAUCAAGAUGAUAAAGAUUAUCAUCGGAGUGACCCACAGAUUGCUAUUUGCCUUGAUUGUUUACGGAACAAUGGGCAGUCAGGGGAUAACAUAGUAAAAGGUUUAAUGAAGAAAUUCAUCCGCUGUUCUACACGAGUGACUGUGGGAACCAUCAAAAAGUUUCUCAGUUUAAAAUUAAAGCUUCCGAGUUCUUAUGAGCUGGAUGUACUAUGCAAUGGUGAAAUUAUGGGGAAGGAUCAUACUAUGGAAUUCAUCUAUAUGACAAGAUGGAGACUAAGAGGCGAAAAUUUUCGGUGUCAGAACUGCUCAUCUUCGCAAGUCUGCUCACAGGAUGGCACUUUUUAUCAGUCUUACCCUAUGGUACUGCAGUAUCGACCCAGAAUUGACUUUGGUUAGACCAAAGGGCUGGAUCCCACUGAGAUGAAUCCUGCACUAUUUGUUUACCCAUCGACAGAUUGCACAAUGAAUGGAUGUGCCUGGAUUAAGGGGACACAACCAGACUUUCAGCAUGCAAAUAAGGACAUUGUCUUUCUUAAAAUUGUCAAUUGCAUCUUUGUUGUUUCUAUUAGAGCAAGCCAAGUGCCAUUCUGUUACUGAAAUGUGCAUAAGAUAUUUGUAGUAUCUUAAAAGUGUGCUGCAAGUCAUAGCCAAAAUCAUGACGUGUAUAGUCAAGAUUCAAAAACUACAGAACAUUUUGCCUGCCUGUUAGAAGAGUUUUCUGGUCCUAAUGUUGAUUACACUAGCAAAAUGGCAGAAUGCUCAUUCCAUGUGGUGUUGCAAUUGUCACAUAUUUACUAUUUUACUGAUUAUUGUUGUAUAAAUGAUAGCGAACUGUACAAAAAGUUAUGGAUUAUACCUUGAAAAUAUUUUGUAUAGAAAAUAUAUUUAGAACAGUGGUGAUUGUGCCACUACAUUUUUCUUGUUAAGUUUCUCGUGCGUCCAGGUAUAGCUCGCUCAUGAGUGUGCAGCAGUCCUUUUUCAAUGAAUGAAGAUUAUCCUUACAACAAUAUUAGAACAUAGUAAUUCAACUAAGCCAUUUUAAAUUGUCUAAAUAGAUUCUGCCAGUGUCACCUAAUAGCACAAUAGCCCUUGUGAGUGCAAAAUUGUAUGAUUGGCCUAGAGAUUGGAAAAUGAUAUACAACUAUUUAGGAUAAUGGCAGCUGGUCAAAUUAAAUUUCUUUUAAUAAAGUCAGUGUAAAAGUGAGGUUAAAAUCAUUUAAAUAUCCAAUAAAAAAGCAGAAAUUCCUGUCUGAAAUUACACCAUAUGACAAACAUUUAUAUAUCUUUUGUCACUCUGUUGCCAUUCACAUUAAGGAUUUCUUUUUAAGAUUGGGUUUAGAUGUGUCCAAGUGUGGCAUAUAAUAGAGUAAAAUAAUACAAACUAACAUAUUUCAAAAUACACAGCUUUAAUGGCAUUAAAUUUCUGUUAUGUUUAUCUGGAGUUCAGAAGCUAUUGCAGAUUAAUUUAAUUAGUUAUUGUCGCAUCUUAAAGCUAGUUCCAUAAAACUAGAGGUAAUGCAAUGUAGUAGAUAAGCAGUCUGAUGAAAAUAGGCUGUUCAAGGCAUUUUUUUUUUCUCAGACCUGGUGGUGGUGGGGAAAAAUGUGAUUUUUGCCUUAGGUAUCACAAAUAUAAUGGUUCUAGUGAAGAAAAUUGUAUUAAGGUUUCUAGUAACAUUGCAGGGAGCAUUAUAUUUCAUAUAUUUUCUGUAGUCUUCCAUUGUCUUUGCUCAGUUUACAAGUCAGAGUGGGUUUUUUAUUUCAAACUCUGCAGAGAUACUUACAGUUCAAUACUUGGUAUAAUUUCUACUUAAUGCACAGCUACCAGCAUUCCUACUAACUUUUAUAUGACUUUAUGUAUACAAAAAAAGGAAACAAAUUGACUUUCAGAAGCUACUAUAGAAUGAAUUACUCAUGCUUUGAAAAUCAAACAAAAAACCGAAAUAAAAAACCACAGGGUCAAAGCAUAAAAGCUAGAUGAUGGGAAAUAGCUCCUAUAGAAGUUUGGUGUCAGUACAAUUUAUAUGUGUUGGGCAUGCAAACAAACAUGCAUUACGGGUGAAAUGGUGGCCCCUGAAGUCAAUGGGAGUUUUGCCAUUGACUUUAGUGACAACAGGAUCACAUCCUGUUUGUAUGCACUGAGUCAAAUCCUACCUUUGUGUUCCAAAAGCCACAUAACAAGGGGGAGUAGAGACAUUGUCCAUAGCAUUCUGUUAAGGAAUCCUGCCAUUGCAGAUGAAGAUUGCAUAUAAUGUGCUGACACAGGGUGCCAUGGGAAACACUCUGAUACUCCCUUCUGCAGGCACAGUGUUCUGACUGGUUUUGGGGUUAGUUGGGUCAUACAGUUGAUAGCAACAGAUGCACUUGCUGGUUGCAAAGGCUAGUCACCUCUUGCCCUCCCAGUCCAUGGCAUGCUUGUUCCCAGUCCAUGGCAUGCUCGUUGGCAGAUUUGACAAGCUGCUCCAUGGUGGUAAACCCCCAGCUCCUACACAGAGCCUUAACAAAUGCAGUGGUACUCUUGACAGACACAGAGGUCUGCCCACAUGGAUCAGCUUGCAGGAGGGGGAUCCAAAUUUCUAUUGCAUAUCAAUGUUAUGUGCAUCAUACUAAAUUCCUUUAUAAAGUAGCAACAGGAUGUUAUUUCUAAAUAUUUACAUGUAUGUACAAAUGACACCUUUCAAUUUUUAUGCCCUUCACAUCAUAGAAGUAUUGUUUUUAUGCCAGGAGUAUUUUCAAGGUGGCUUCACGUUCAAAUGAAAGGUUUGUUUCAAAGCUUUUGGUUUCAGUUUGUCAUAAAAUUAAUAGCAAUAUUCCAAGCUUAAUUUUUAGUUGAUUUGGGGGAGACAAUGUAUUUCUUCAGUUGUAUAUUUGCUGGUUUGGUACAUUUGGACUGGGUGUUUUAAACAAACAGAAGGACAGCACAGAAUUUGUCUGCAGUGUUGUUGUAGCCAUGUAGUCUCAAGAUAGUCGAGAGACAAGUUAGGUGAGGUAAUAUUUAUUGGACCAACUUCUGCUGGUGAAAGACAAGCUUUCAAGCUCACGGAGCUCUUCUUCAGGUCUGAGAAAAGUACACAGUGUGUCACAGCUAAAUACAAGACGGAAUAAAUUGCUAAACGUAAGGAGUUAACACGUUGCAAGAGACCAUUCAGGUCAUUAAGUGAGCAGUUAACACCUCUGCAGUCAUGGGACAAAGGAGGACUAGUGGAGCACAGAUGGUUAUAAUGAGCCAUAAAUCCAGUGUCUUUAUUGAGUCCAUGGUUUUUAAUGUCUAGCAGAGUUGUGAAUUUUUUCCAGCUUUUGAAGGUGUUAUGCGGACUUCCUUUGAGGAUGAGGAUAGGUCAGAUAUGGAGUGAUGGCUUUUUGAAAGGUGUUUGGUCACGGGUGAUAGGGUGAUUUUUGUCUUUUAUCAUUUUUCUCUGUGAGUUCAUUUGAGAGUAUAGUGAUUGUCUGGUUUCACCCACAGUUGUUAAUGGGGCAUUUAGUGCAUUGGAUGAGGUACACCACAUAUUGUGUUAGGCAUGUGUAGGACCCAUGGGUCUUGAAUGGUGUAUUGUGGAAGAUAUUGAUCAUUAUAAAAGUGGAGAUAUGUCAUCCGGGUUUUGCAUCUGUUGUUCUGGCAGGGUCUAGUGCCACUUUGAGUUGGUGUAUUCUGAUCUGUGGGGAGCUUGCUUCUGAUGAUGACCUUGGUAAGGUUGGAAGGUUGUUUGAAGGCCAGAAGAGGGGGUUUGGGAAAGAUUUAUUUCAGGAUGUGGUCCCAUCGAGUAUGGGUUAUAAUUAUUUAAUGAUUCCCUAUAUGGGUUCCAAUGUGGAAACACCAUAUUACCUGUGGGUAAACAUUUUUCUCAAAUAUUUUUCCCACUUUAUCUUGAAUGAUCUCUUGAAACGUGUUAACUUUUUAUUUUUAACCGUCUGUUCCAUCUUCUAUUUAACCGUUGACAAUCUGAGUAUCUUUCCCAGACCCAAAGAAAAGCUCUGUGAGCUUGAAAGCUUGUCUUUCAUCAACAGAAGUUGGUCCAAUAUAAGAUUUUCCCUCACCUACCUUGUCUAACACAAAAUUUAUCACUUUGAGUCCAUUCUUAAGGCCAUGCCAUAGACAGAAUUUUGCACCCAACCAACAAAUUCAUAUUGGAUUUAGCAUGGCCACUGAAAAUUCUUUUUACUCUAUUAUGAGGGCCCAUGAGUGACAAUGAAUAGAGAUUUGAAUGUUUCAUAAGAUUUUCUGCAUUCUAAGUUCAGGAAGCCAAAAAUUUGUCUUGCUCAGAAUUGACAACUGUGUUAUUUCAUGGUUUUUGUUUUUUAAAUCCAGCUCAGAACUGGAUUAGGGAAGUCAAAUCUUCUUCACUGUAAGUUCAAAAACUAAGGACAGAUACAUUUUCAAUGUACUUAGUUGAGUAUCCUGUCUUUCAGUGCUUUUAUAAACAUACGAUCUAGCUACCUACAAGUAUGAAUUUCAGAUAUGACAGCAUAGUGCCUGCUUGUGGUUUGGUUGAAUGCUUGUCCUAGGGGUUAGAUGCCAGCCAAAUUGAUAUCUAUAUGGGCAGUUUGCAUAACACAAGUGCUGUCUCUCCUGCAGUAAAUUCCUCUUUUCUUAUACUGCAUAGUGUGACAUGUCUACAGAUAUGUACGUGUGAUUAUCCCUGUUGAUACAUUGUGCCAAUUAAAAAAUAAGACAAAUGUAAGAAUAGUCAAGUGCAUGUACAGACACUUUUGAGUGCCAAAGUCAGAUUAUAAUGCAGUGGGAACAUGGGUAUUCAAUGAAAAUCACACAGCAUCUCCAAAUAAAACAGGACACUACUACGUACAGGCGUGCUUGAUGUGGACAUUUAAAUAGCAGACAGUGUCUCACCGCUGCAUAAAGUCAAUCAGGAAGGAAGAAAAUAGCUGAGCCCACAAUAGUUAUUCUGCAAUUAUCCAUAUUGUUGGUUCCCACCUGCAAUGGGGGGUGGUCAGACCUAAAAUGAGACACUUUCCCUAAUUGUACAACCUUUAACUCUAUCUCACAAGUUUAGGUUUUUUUCUAAAAUGAGAGCCCAGAAGUUAUAUCCUCCUCCUUCUCCCAGAUAGCCCAUUAAUAGAAGUCAAAUGUAAUGCCUUUUGUUAGACUAGAAAUCUGUAUGCAGUGUAUGUCCCCUAACAUACUGUAAAUUAAGAGUUUACAGAAUAGGAUCUUGUAAGAUCUCAAAAGCAUAUAUAAUACAAAUCUAUUAGAUUAGCAUGAAAUGUGCAUUACAUUGUGUACUAUUAAACUACCUUGACUAAGGGCCCAAUCCUGCAAACACAUGAAUAAUUCUUAUUUGUCUGAAUAGCCCCCACUGUAGUCAGUGGAACUUAUCACUACAGUAAGGAUUAUUCAAAUAAAUGUUUUCAGAAUCAGACCCUAACGUAUGGGGUGCUCAGAUAGGAAACAAUGUGCAACAAAAAUGUAACUAUAUUCUUCUCUUUAAUGACAUUUUAUAAUGUAAAUUAUUUUGACUCUUCUGGUUUUACUGAAAAUGUUAUUUAAAGGAAAAUGGUGGAUUACUAAUAUAGAAUAUCUUUUAGACCCACUUCAUACAUUUUAAAUAAGAAUAUUUUUCUGUGUAUUAUAAAUGGUCUCAAUAUUUUCAGUAAUAGUAUUUCUUAAUAGAACUCUACAUAGAAGAAUCUUCCUUCAAGUGAAACAAGCCGACAUCAAAGAAAUAUUUUCUGUUAAUUAGGCAGUUUAAAUAUGGGCAAAUACAGUAUCUCACAUACUAGAAACUAUUUAAAAAGGAUGAGUCUUAUGUUGAGUCAAUUUUAUUUUCCCCUAAUCUUGAAUUCUGGAUCCUUAUCUUUUUCCUUAGUCUGAGAUAUUUUGGCUGUAUUUCUCUUGCAAAUUCCAGGAGCAACUCAGAUUUGUCCAUUGUGGUUUAGGACUUAAAUUUACUUUCUGCAGCAGAGUGGUAGACAGGGCUCCCAUGUUAUCCAUUUCAAUCCUAGCUUUUUAAAGCUGAUUUUGUGACAGCAGCAACCAAAAUCUUUUGCUCUCUACUCUCCCAUAGUGAACCAAAAUUUGUAGGGCUUUUCUCCCUAAAUGGGACCACCCACUGAGCUCUUUUGCUCUAUAUGUUUUCCAUUUCCAUAUCACCACAGAGGUCAAGAGGCAAUCUAUUUGCCAUAAGGUCUGAGAAGCUACAGAAGGGUAUUCCAUGGAGUUGCAGCAAAACCACAAAAGCCAACUCAGCCAGACACUAAGGGCUUGUGUACACAAACAUUUAAUUUCCCACAAACUGCAGUGUGAAUAUACCCUACACUAGCCUGCUCUCGAUCCUGCUGACAAGUAUUAACAGUUCAUUAAUACAGUCUCAUUUAGUUAAUAAAAGAACUGUUAAUGCACGUCAGUUAGUCCAUGGCAAAAUAAGGCAGGGUAGAGUCACAUCCCAGUUUGCCACAAACUAGAGAAGCCCUAACUGAUUGAAGUUCUUGACAGCAUAGUUAUUCAGUGCCAAUUCUCUGAGUUUCAAAACACACCAGCGGAAUCCUACGUGGAGAAAAGCUUGAUACAGUUCUAGCCAAUUACAUGGACUAGCCAAAGUGUUUGCUCCCAUUCCAGUCAAGUUGAAGGAUGUAAAGGUCCUUUUAUUCCUAUCCACAAGAGGGUAAGAACAUAAGAAGAAAGCCCAAACCAAGAAAUGAGUCCAACUCCUCUUUCCAGCUCAUUCAGUUUGAGCAGUCAAGUAGGCCUACAACAGUUUUCAGUCAAGUAGGCCUACAAAGCAGGGUAUUCCCUUUUCCAGAUACCUCAUUCUAAUUUCAGGUUUCAGAGUAACAGCCGUGUUAGUCUGUAUUCGCAAAAAGAAAAGGAGUACUUGUGGCACCUUACAGACUAACCAAUUUAUUUGAGCAUAAGCUUUCGUGAGCUACAGCUCACUUCAUCGGAUGCAUACUUGCAUAAUGACUAACAGGUAAGUUCAGAACCGAGUGAAGCAGAGAUGCACCCUGGAGUUCCAGACUCCUCCACAUCUCUUUUUCAUCCCUCUUCAACCUCGCAAGACAACUAAAAACAUCAAAUAAUCCUGAAGGAGAUCUCACACCUGAAGGAGAGUGUCCUAGUUCAGUCAGACAGUCACCUGGAGUAAGAAGCAAUAGAACUUGUCCCUCAAAGGUUCGGGACUCUGCUUCAUAUUCUUCAGAGUAAGAAAAAGAUGAGGAGAGUCCAAGCGGUCUUAGACAAGGAAAAUGAACAGGUUGACAAAAUAGAAAAUAUUCAGAUAGAAGAAUUUUCUGAAGCCCUCUCAAAGUAUCAUUCACCUAGGAGUUGAAUGCAGCCUUACCAACACAGGAAAGAUUAAACAUGGCCCACGCACUGAUCUUUAAGUUGUGCGUACUUGCACCCCCUUGGUCUUCUGGCCUUGUACAUAGAAAUUACACCCUAGACAAGAGUGCAUAUGGUAUUACGUCAAGGAUUUCUCUUAUGAGCCUGGAACUGUCACAACAAGAGAAGUGUAGGAAAGCAGAUACUAUCCAGAGUGUUUCAGUGAUUCAUUUGGUGGUGAUGGGAAGCCCAUAUGAUUGUAGCAACUUCCUUUCUGCAGUCCAGAUACCAAAAUCCAGACCUCUGGUAUCAACCUUUCAGGAUGGGGAACACACCUGGAGCACCACAAUAAACAAAGUUAAAAAAGCUCCAGGCUCCAGAUUUGGGAGCCUUCAGGCUGGCUCUUUGAGACUUCAGCUCUUGCCUUAGGGAAGGAGCAUAUUCUAGUUCAGUCAUGACCAUGGCAUAUAUAAAUUGACAUGAGGACAUGAGAAUUUCAAGUCUAAAUGCCAAAGUAAUGCAGAUUCCCUCCUGAGAAUAAACUCAUCUAUUUUCCAAUAAAGCAAGCCACAUAGGAGCUGUCCACAAUGCUACAAGCUUUCGCAAUCCAGACCUUUGAAUCAAUGAUACAUAAUUCCCUGUAUUUCCUUAUAGUAAAGUUAUGCGUCAUGUCAACCAGAAGAGUUUCAGAAAACAUUGCUUUUAGAAGACAAAGCUUUACUAUAUCUUCCAGGAGGACAAGAUAAAGCUCUUUCUACUCUAGAGGCAUUCAUAAACAAGGUUAACCCAUCAGUACUUCAUGGGAGAUUAUUCAUUCAUUUUGUCCAAUACCUCACAUUUGGAGAGGAUAAAAGCAUGGCAUAUCCUACAUGUGAGAAGAACAGUGAAAUAUACCUUAGUAGAACCAAUCAAUUCAGAAAAAUAUUGAUUGUUUUGUUUUUGCCCAUAAUGCCUGGGCUAAGCCAGCUAAAUCCUCCAUAGUCAGGUGGAUCUAGUCCUGCUUCACCAAAGCAUAGUCAGCUGUAGACAGACUGAUUCUAGAAGGGAUCAGAGCCUACUUAACACUUUCCAAGAUGGCUUUCAGGGCAGAAAAAGCUUGAGCCACCACAGAAGAAAUCUGAAAAACUUCCACCUGGUCAUCUAUCAACAUUUUAGUAAAACACUAUUGGCUUGAUCUUCCCUUCUCAACUGAAGCAUCCCUCUGUGGGAAUGUGCUCCAAACAGUGAUCCCAGAAUAGAUUAAUGCUACUAAUUUUAGAGAAGGGGAAUAUUUUCCUUGUCUUACUCAUCUUUACUUCCCAGCUAAUUUUUUUCCUUACUACUCACUACGUCCCAAAUGUCUCAGAUGGAUGGGAGGGAGAGGUCAGGAUCUUUCAGAUGGGAUUUCUAAGUAGGGUUUCCUUUGACACAAGACAUUCUGCUGGUGUUUUUACAAUGGUCACUUCUGAAUCCUGUCAUUACCAUUAAGAAGUUUGUUUCCUUUACUGAUAAGCAAUUUAAUGUUUCUAUACAGCUCUGGAAGCACUUCAAGAGUAGUGGUAGGGGUGUGGAAAAGCCUGUAGACCUGAGCUGCCUCUUGUAUUUGUAGAAAGAGAGGUGCAACUCUAAUGUUUCAAACUGCAGGAGAGGCCAGUCCCAUAAGAUAAAGAUUCCAUGAUUAUAUUAACGAACCAAAGAGAGGCAUUAGAUUGAAUUUGCAUAUUGCUAUGAUAUAUGUACUUUUUCUUACAGUAAACUUUAUAUAUAUAUAAAUAUAUAUAUAUAAAUUUUUUCUAGCAGAUAUUUUUAAAGGGGGCUUAAUACGUGACAUAUAAAAGGAUGGAUGGGAUGAAAAUAAAUUGUUAUUUUUUUCCCUUAAGGUGAUGAGCAGCAGGCAGGGUUUGGAUUAAGAGAGAAUGGUGUAGUAUAUAAAAUUCUUACAAGGGUAAAACAUUUUUGUGCUGCUGGCUAUAGUCUAAGUUUUCUAUUGCAAACAAAGGUGAAGCAAAGAUGUUUACUGUCAAAGUGAGAAGCAUUUAUUCUGUGGUGAUAUUCUGGUCCCAUAACUGUGUUUUGUAUUCUAUCAGGUGAUUAGCAAUGUAGAUGUUGCCGUUGUGUCUGAGGGAUUUUGGUGCAGUAUAAUCAGUUGCUCACUGUACCUUUUUACUGGAAAACUGAAUUCUGAUUGACUUAAAUUACUCCGUGCAUCUGCCUAUCAUACAUUUAAUUUAUUCAUAAAGUUUUUUUUAAAGACUAUAUUUUUAUGACUUAUUUGCUUGCCUAAUAGUUUAAGGGACGUUUUAAUACCAAAGGUCAGCCAUCCAGAAACUGACUUGGAAUAAAGCAUUGUCAUUUUCCGUUGAGGAGUGCAGUGGACAUCUAGUUAGUCAAGUGUAAUGCAUCUGGUAUCAAACAAACGUAUGUUACUGGUGGUAGCUGUUUAUUGCCAAACUAGAGUUUGGCAUACCUGUCAAUUUUUGAAUAACAGAUAAAUUAUUGGAAAUUAGCAUAAGGAUUGAAUUUACCAGUCAUGGGUAGAAAGAAUGGUCCCUUUUAGGUCAUGGGUAAUGUCUGUUAACAAAAAGAAGCAUAAAGGCUUGCAUUACUGAUAUCUGUGCUAUACCUGGCCUGUGAACUAAUAAAAUACUUCCGUGUACUGUCAAUCUCAUAAACCUUCUGAAGCACAAAAUAUUCACAAAGAUACUUUUGGGUUUUCUAGCUGUAGCUUAGUGAAUUUUUGGAGGGUAAAAAGGACAGACUUGGAGGAUCAUGCAAAGAUGUUAAAGUACAUUUUACAGAUUUUAUAGCUAUUUUUUUAGCAAAUGGCAUUGCUUUCAGUAACAUCAGACUAUUGAUUAGUAAAAAUAUCAAGGUUAUUUUGUGUGUGGUGCAGUAAAAAUAAAAAAUUAGAUAAAUCUCUUGCAUUUCUUUUCCAGGAUAGUCCUGAACUACAUUGGAAAAAACAGAACAAUUAUUUAAAGAGAUUUUAAAAUCUGUCACUUAAAAAAUUGCAGUAGCUCUUAUUUCUUUUCUAUUUUUUCAGGAGUAGAAACUUCCUGGAAUAAACAUUAAGCAAUGGAUAAUUUUGUAAAUAUUUUCCCAAAUGCAAACUCAAAAAUAUUUUGCAUUUUAAAAAAAUCAAUGCAAAGCCUGAUCUAUUAGACGUUCCAGGCUACCGAAUAGUCUGUAUAGAGUACUCUAAAUGGCAUUUUUUUGGAUGGGGGCCUAAGUGUCCUUAUAUAAGCUGUGAUCCAAGUAAAGAUAAGAAAGGAGCUUGUGGUGGGCAGUAAUUCUUCCUUGCAUCUGGUCAGUGGCUAUCCGUUUUUAAUACAACAGCCCUCACAAUACUUAGAGAUCAUAGGACGUAUUGUAAUGUUAUGUUGCUAAUUUUCUUUUAAAAUAUAAAAUAUUUUAAGCUUUUUGUCAAAAGUGAUAACACCUUAUUACAAAUGAACCUUUUUGUGGUUGUAAAAUUUAGCUUAUAAAUCAUUCAAAUUGAAGUGAAAAAAAAAUACCAGGUCAUUGUUAAUGACUUAGUCUAUCCUACUACUAAGAAUAUAUGUAUUUUUAUAAAGGAAAAGCACUUGUAGAUAUUUAAUCAGUCCAAUAUCUAUGUUUAUGUUUUGAAAAAACAAAAAGCUGCUUAGAGAAUCACUUAAAUAUUUUUAUUUUUGUGCUCAAAUGCAUUCUCAGUUGAUUUAUGGAAUGUUUAUUCUGUAUAAAGCUGUAUAGUUGUUACAGCUGGGCUAAAUGCAUUUUAUACCUGGACUUAGCCAAGUCUAUCUGACCAUGCUACAAAAAAUGUCUACAUUAUCAAUAAUUUGAUUGCAUAACAUAUAAUGACGGUGCUGUUUUUUCAUUUUUGACAUUAGUUUCUUCCUACCUUAUAACAUUCCUACUUUAUUGUAUUUGUUGUGAUACAGCAAAUUUCAUUGUGAGGGUCACAUUCCAAUGGAUGUUUUAAGGUAUACAAUAUUUACAUAGUCCAUUUACAGUUUAUGCAAUCCAUAAAAUUAUCUAAAGUUACAACAGAUUUGCUAGACAUCAGUAUUUAAUAGCAAAUUUCCCCACUGAAUGAAAAUGACAUACCAGAUAUGUGAAGCAAAUAGUAUUUUCCUAGUGCCGUGGGACAUAUCUGAUACUCGAUAUUUUUGAAUUUUAGGAAACUGCUGCUGGAACAUAUGCAUGUUACAACUGCACCUUUUGAGUUACUAGUACAUAGUAAUUUGUACCAACCGUACUUUUAAACUACUUUUUUGAAAACACAAAAAAACACAUGAUAUGACAUUAGGACUUAAUCUCAUGGAACCAUGGACACUGACAUGGUGAAAUUGCAAUGAUGGCUGAAAUGCCAUUCUUAACCCAUUUUUUGUGCCAGCUUGUACUGUAGUAUAUCUAACAUCUAAAGGAACCCAGCAACACACACACACCAUUCCAAAUGAAUUCUACCAGAUCACUGUUAAAGACAGAUGGCCAGACUCUGAUCUCAGUUCCACACAUGUAAACCCACAGUCUUCACACAAUGGGACUCUGCAUGGGUCUUCACUAACAGGUCCUCAGGCUGGGUCAGAGCUCUAGAUUUGACUUUAAUGGUGUUUCUUUGCUUUUACAUUCAUGUAACUUAGACUUGAAUAUGGCCAAGAGUUCCCACCUUCACUCUGAAUUUCCUUACAUUUGUGGCAUCUGUCAUAUCUCUAACAUUAGUCAUGCUUAAUGUAUUGUGUUAGUUUUCCAUAAGUUUGUAAAGUUUAGUAACUAUAAGCCCAGAAGUCCACAGUAAAUUACAAUAUUACAAUCCUAAAUGUGUGUAAAUAUUUACAUAAUUAAAUAGUGAGAGGAUUUUAUUCAAUAGACUGCAAAUACUUGGUAAAACCAUUACCAUAUUAAUACACUUACGCUUUUCUUAAGUUCCUAAAGUAGUCAGUAUUUCUUAAACAUCUUACAAUUUGAAUAUUUUACACUUUUUAAAUUUCUUGUUAAAUAGCUACUAAUAGUAUGUCCAUAUUAAAUCAAUGGGGGCUCAACAUCUCAGGGUCAACAAAGUAGUAUUUUAGAAUCUCAAACCACUUUGAGUUAUAAAUGUAAUAUAUAUGUAAAAUAUAUAUUGCAGCCCUAUAUAUUUUUUUAAAUAACCAAUUGAGUAUUUUUGUUAGUGUAUAAAACAAGUACUGUCGUUUCCCCCCCGCUCUGCCAAAGGUCACUCUGGAAUAUUCUUUUCAGCUGAGUUAUAACUCUUUUAAAAAAUAGAGGGUUGUCCUGAAAAAGGAUGAUAAACCCAUAACUACAUUAGAACAAGUGAACACUUCUAUAAUUAAGUACUGAGUUGGUACUAGCCUUCAUUUGGCAAAAUCAGGUCUGUGUUGUAUUUUGAUGCAGAGAAAAUUGAGUUUGUUUGGAGUUAUACCUACAUUUGUAAAGAGGGUAAAUUUUAGUACAAUAACUCAUGCAAACUCUGUAAAUGGACAUUUUAAGAAAUAUAUUUGAUAUGUAACAGUUUCUUAUUGUGAUUGUAUGUAUGCUUCAGUACCAGUGAUGUUAAAUUGAGUGUUUCAUGUAAUUGUCAAGAAUAUCCACGGCACCUUCAUUUACUGCUAUAGUAAGUUACAAUUGUGUAAGGUCCAUAUGCUGCAAGAUGCCUCUGGCCCAGUUGAAUUAAUCCUAUGAAAAAUCUAGAUGAGCAAGAAGUAUAACUAAUCUGCUUACUAGCACUGAAUUGCUCCUUUCUGAAAGCAAUAAAUAUAUUCAUGUUGUAACAUCUGUUGUGCAGCCUACAAAUACAAAUUGUUUUGUUGCAUUUUGUUUUCUAUAUAAUUUAUUUUGUGCAAUAAAAAGUUUCUCUGGUUUCUCUGA
Molecule: messenger RNA, 13924 nt
Organism: Caretta caretta (loggerhead turtle)
Lineage: Eukaryota; Metazoa; Chordata; Testudines; Cheloniidae
Source: RefSeq, a predicted model, not a curated record